This is a messenger RNA of Papaver somniferum (opium poppy), 1398 nucleotides long. Its product is annotated as phosphoglycerate mutase-like protein AT74H. The coding region runs from base 25 to 1041 and encodes 338 amino acids. Lineage: Eukaryota; Viridiplantae; Streptophyta; Magnoliopsida; Ranunculales; Papaveraceae. The transcript has 5 exons. Gene Ontology annotation, molecular function: phosphatase activity. The record is from RefSeq and is a predicted model, not a curated record.
ACAAAAAAAAAACAAAAAAAAACAAUGGUAUUCACAUCACUUAUCCUCUCCCCAGCUUCGACGUCCUCUCUUUUUUUUCCUGUUUCUCACUCGAGAUUAGGUGGUUUGCGAGUACAGUGCUGCGAGGAUAGUCUUGGACGAGUAAAUAAGAAACACAUCAACAAUGGGAAUGGGCUUGCAAAGGAUUUUCUGGUGACACCACCACCUACUGCCGCCAUUAUUCCUAGGCCUCGACGUAUAAUUCUGAUUCGACAUGGGCAGAGUGAAGGAAACGUUGAUGAGAGUGUUUAUACUCAGGUACCUGACCCAAAAAUUAGACUCACCAAGAAGGGAGUAGUUGAAGCUGAAGAGUGUGGGAAGAGGAUUAGAAAAUUAAUAGAAAGUGAUGAAGCUGAUGAUUGGCAAGUUUACUUCUAUGUAUCGCCUUAUAAAAGAACUCUUGAAACAUUAAGAGGUGUAGGAAAAGCAUUCGAGUCUUCAAGGAUUGCUGGAGUCAGAGAGGAACCUCGUUUGCGUGAACAAGAUUUUGGCAAUUUUCAGGAUAGAGAGCAAAUGCGUGUUGAGAAAGCUGAGCGUAUUCUCUAUGGUCGUUUCUUUUAUCGCUUUCCUAACGGGGAGUCUGCUGCAGACGUUUAUGACAGAAUAACAGAAUUCAGAGAAACCUUAAGGGCAGAUAUCGACAUUGGUCGCUUUCAACCACCUGGUCAACGGAAUUCAAACAUGAACUUAGUCAUAGUUUCACAUGGCCUAACUUUGAGAGUAUUUCUAAUGAGGUGGUACAAAUGGACAGUUGAGCAGUUUGAGAGACUAAACAAUUUUGGAAACGGAAGUGAGCUUGUUAUGCAAACAGGACUCGGCGGAAGGUAUAGUUUGCUGGUUCAUCACAACCAUGAAGAGCUACGGGAUUUUGGGCUUACGGAAGAAAUGCUUAUUGACCAGGAGUGGCAAAAAAUAGCAAGACCAGGUGAACUAAAUUACGAUUGUCUGACAACUGGACCUUCAUUCUUUAAGCACUUCGAUGAUGCAUGGAAACAGCAAUAGCUAAAAGCUAAAUCAUGCUAUCAGAGGAUAACCUUCUCUGAGUGAACUAGUGAAGGAUCUUGGGCGACAUCUACACUAACCUGGGCAUACAGGAAAUUUGGAUUUAUGUGGAGUAUAAGUGAAACUGCUGGCCAACAAAAGGCAGACAGGAUUCAAUAAACAUGUUGGCUUUUAUGGACGAAAAUUAGAAUCCUCUUGACCCUAGAGAAAAUUGUAAAAAUAGAUUUCUGGUUAUCAUCCCAGUAAGAUGCUCAACACUAGCACAUAAGAGAAGAGAAUGUAUUGCAUAACAAAAUGUUUUUUAUCUUGUCAUGAGAACUCGGAAUAAAUUGUGGAACUCGAAGAAUAUAUAUCAUA